GGGUUCUCUCUGCAUGACUCCAUGACAGAGAGAACACUUUUCCACAGAGACAGGGGUUAUCACUCAGCUAAGAAUUGGAAGUAUACCAAAAUAAAAGUAAUCAGACUUUAUGAUUUCGUUUAAACCUGACAUAUUUUUUAUUUUAAACUUCAAUAUAUAUUUAGACGUGGUUGUAACAUUAUAGAUUAUUAGAUAUUUUUAACAUAUGAAUGAAUGUUAAAACAUUAAGACAUGUGGAUAAAAGGUGAAUUUAGCACAUUAUUGUUCCUAAAUUACAACUGUAGGCCUGUUAAGUUGUAUGAACGUGUGGGUUUCGUCUGAGCUGUUGUAAAUAGGAAGGAGAUCUUUGAUUGGUGGGACUGCUCUUUGGAGAUGUUUAUGGAUCCGAGAUGUGUGACCUGUCGGGUGCGCGCACAAGCCAAAGACGCGUACGCGCAACAUCCUGCUUUGCUGCUCCCUGCAAAGACGCGGGUCGACAGGCUGAGAGUAUCCAGCUGUCACUCAGGGGUCCCCGCUCUGCCUCCGUCCGGACUGUGGGCUCUGAGGUCCGACCUACAGGACACCGCUGGGUGAAGAUGGACCUCCAGUGAUCAACAGAUCGGCAGCUCCACAAUCCAGCGCUCCAGCGAGAGCAAGAUGAGGUACCCGAAAGGCAGCACCGGAUCCAAGCAGCACAUGAGACACACUCAUCUCUGAUUUUUCCAUCCUCUUCACAGAGAUGUGAGCAAGCCAGCGACCAAGGUGCGCUCCAAUCAGCCGAUCUACUGCGUCCUGACACCGAAGGAGGUUCGACCUGUGCCAAAAUGACCGGACCAUUGUCUCGCAUCCUUGUAACGGAACGGGCCCGCAGGAAUUGGCACCGGUUUUACGCAGCAGACCACAUAGUUAAAUCGACGCAGCUCGAACACAUGGACAAAGCCUGCUCGAACGCUCUUUAGUGAUGCUGAAAUCCUGAAGAUAUCAGUGAAACGUUCUGCUGGUUCCUCCAGAGAAGUGGAGCAACAAAAUAAAAAAAAAAAAACCAAAAGCAAACAAAAAAUAAAAAACAGACAACAACGGCGGGACCUCACCGAGUCCAGAACGACCUUCCCUUCCCAAACAAAGGAUCAUCUUACGUCUUAAAGUAUUUUCACAGGCUCGCGUAGCGAGUCUGUGAGCAAGUGACAGUGAGACACUGUCUGCCCCACUGUCCAGUGACACCAUGAGCUGGAGCUUCCUCACACGGCUGCUGGAGGAGAUCCACAACCACUCCACCUUCGUGGGGAAGCUGUGGCUCACCGUGCUCAUCGUCUUCCGUAUUGUUCUCACCGCCGUUGGGGGAGAGUCCAUCUACUACGAUGAACAGAGCAAGUUUGUCUGCAACUCUGAUCAUCCUCGUUGCCAUGCCCUCUCUCAUUUACAUGGGCUACGCCGUCAACAAGAUUGCACGACUAGACGAAUCAAAAGGGGGGGUUGGAUCUGCCGCUGUCAGAACAGGAGGAGGGAGCUACACACACAGAAAACCCAGGAAAAUCUGCUUUGGAGCCCGACAGCACAAAAGCAUCGAGGAGACCGAGGAGGACCAGGAGGACGAUCCUAUGAUCUAUGAGGUGCCAGAAAUUGAACCACCAAAAAGGCCUCGAGAUCCACUGCAGCCAAUGCCCAGACCCAAAAUCCGUCACGAUGGGCGCACGCGUAUCCGAGACGAAGGACUGAUGCGGGUUUAUGCUAUGCAGCUGGUGACUCGGACUGUUCUAGAGGCGGGCUUCCUGGCAGGGCAGUACCUGCUGUAUGGUUUCCGUGUGAAACCAGUCUUCGUGUGCUCUGGAAAACCUUGCCCUCACAGUGUUGACUGCUUUGUGUCCCGGCCAACGGAGAAAACCAUCUUCCUGCGCAUCAUGUAUGGUGUUACUGUCCUUUGCCUCACCCUCAAUGUCUGGGAGAUGCUUCAUUUGGGAAUAGGUUCCAUCUGCGACCUUAUCCGCCGUCGGCGAUGCCCGCCUCAGGACGACGAGUUCCAACUGGGUUUGUUGAGCAGUAACAGUGGUGUGGAGGGCUCUGUGGGGGGGACUGGGCCUGAGGCAGGCUCUGAAGGUGGCGUGGGUGGAGAUGGUGCUGCAGAUUAUGUUGGAUACCCAUUCUCAUGGAACACCCCAUCAGCCCCACCGGGGUACAACAUCGUCGUGAAGCCAGAACAGAUGCCCUACACGGACCUUAGCAAUGCUAAGAUAGCAUGCAAGCAGAACCGGGCCAACAUUGCUCAGGAGGAGCAGCAGCAGUUUGGUAGCAAUGAGGACAAUUUCCCCACGGGAGGAGAAGCCCGCGUGGCUCUCAAUAAGGACAUGAUCCAGCAAGCUCACGAGCAACUGGAAGCAGCCAUCCAGGCCUAUAGCCAGCAGCAUCGGACCGAGGAGCAACUUGAAGAGACUCAGGAUGACAAGCCUCAGAGUAACAUCAUCCAAGCCCAACCACAGCCACAUCCUCAUCCUCAGAAAGAGCGCAAACACAGAGUGAAGCACGGGAAGGGGGGCAGUAGUGGAGGAGGCAGCAGCAGCAACAGCAGCAGCAGUAAAUCUGGAGAGGGCAAGCCCUCCGUAUGGAUCUGAACAAACGGUGACGUGGGUCGUCAAAGUCUGUAUAUAUCAGAGAUUGGAUGAGAAACUGUUGCAGUGUUCCUCGACAUUUCAGUGCCGCUGUGCCUUAAAGAAUCCUGCAAGCUGGAGAACAUGUGCUUAGAGGUGUGCAAAAAUACGAUCAAGUGAUGUUGCAGCGGACAAUUUAUUUUGUCUGGGCCAUCGCUGUUUAGUCAUCACACCUAAAGUCUGUAGUUUACAAGUCUGGCUCUUCUCCUGUCUGAAAGCAGAUUGCUGACCCGUUUCUAGAGAAAAACUGAACCGAGUCACUCCUGACAAGAGGCUGAUCCGGGACUUCCGUUUGCCAAAGCAAUGACACCACUCGGCUAAGACAGAAACAAGUUGAAAAACAAAAUGAGAAUCAGAGGCAGCGCUUGAAGUAGUGACGUUUUACUUCCCUCCUAAAGGUCCCGUCAGUCAUGAACUUUCUUUUCAAAGUGUUCUAUGCUUCAACAGUUUUUUCCUUUCGAUGAAAGUGCUACACCAGCCGCUGCUCAGGAACCGGAGUACAGCGGCUGGAUCUCAACGUUUCCUCCGAUUUGACUCUUUUCGUGCCUUUUUAUUUAAACAUUUGACUCCUUACACAUUAUUCUUCUCGGCUUUUCAUCUGUGUUGUUUGUGGUAGUUGGACCAGAACUCUUGUUCCAUCUGCCUUGUAGCAGACUGCCCCCUGGUGGCAUUUCCUGUGCGGUGUAUGGAUGCUACCUACAACAGCUGUAGUGUUUUACAUUGACUCGCGUCACCUAUGUCUUCCCAAAGUUCAGUGUUAGAUGCACAAAGCUGCAAUAUCAACAUGUUGUAAUGGAACAAGUUAAAGCCAUUACUUUUAAAAAGUGAGACCAAACACUGUUUGUGUGAUGCAAGUGUCAGUGCCAAGAUUUUACACCAAGCUGCCACGAAGCUUGGUUGUGUGUAGCUCUGGAAUACCGUGGCCAUGCUACUCCAGCCGUGGAGCUGUGUCCACGUCACAACAACCCUUUUGUAAAAGUCACUUUUUUCCUUUUUUGAAAUAAAGAACUCCAAAACGGAGUCAGCUUUCAUGUUCAAGCCGGUGUUUUAUAUGAAAAAAAAUCUGGUUUUCAAUAAAGUUCUUUUAUAAAAAAUAAAAAAAGUGAGGACUAACUGUGUGAAUAUUUAUGGUCAUUGUGAUUUAAAUUGCCUUCUAAAUGUAAAAAAUGUGAAAUAUGACAUAGUAUAUUUUUAUAUGAUGUCAGAGACCAGAAAACGUUUCCUUGUGUGUUGAAGUUUCAGUAUUUAAUGUAUGUAGCAACCUUCUGGACUGAGUUUUAAUAAACGGUUUUGCUCCUUUUUAAACAUU
Messenger RNA from Nothobranchius furzeri (turquoise killifish), 3930 nucleotides. RefSeq names its product gap junction protein gamma 1 (gene gjc1). Gene Ontology annotation, molecular function: gap junction channel activity. Gene Ontology annotation, cellular component: connexin complex. The record is from RefSeq and is a predicted model, not a curated record. Lineage: Eukaryota; Metazoa; Chordata; Actinopteri; Cyprinodontiformes; Nothobranchiidae. Gene Ontology annotation, biological process: cell-cell signaling.